Molecule: messenger RNA, 867 nt
Organism: Phytophthora infestans T30-4
Lineage: Eukaryota; Oomycota; Peronosporomycetes; Peronosporales; Peronosporaceae
Exons: 3
Coding region: 1-867 (288 amino acids)
Source: RefSeq, a predicted model, not a curated record
AUGUCCGCGCCAUCAAGCGGGUUUGGAGACGUCGUCGACCAGAGUUCAUCCCAGGUAGCUCAGACUCCGUCGGUGGCUUCGUCCUCCAACACAGCGCAGUCACCAGAAUCCUCUUCGAACACGGCCCAAUCUAACGCUUCAUCUUCGCGGCAAGAAGGCUCCGAUGUCACCCAAACCUUCACUAACAGUACCAGCAGCGGUGAACACGCCACCUUUGGAACGGUGACGUUCAAACCCGGCGAGUGCGUCAUUGGCAAGCCCGAUAAAUACCGAUAUUUCAACAAGGGUACACUCAACUACUGUGUCCGAUGGGACAGUACUAAAACGCUCUCCAAGACCGUGGCUUCCAAGUUCAAAGCCAUGCUUGAGCGUCAGUACGCAGCGUGGAACCACUGGCUUAUCGGCUACGACUGCUGGCCGUAUAACGAGAUCAAGAUCAACAUCGUUGGCUUCGCUGUGAAGGAGGCGUCGCUGCUUGAUUGGUCAGACGAUUCUCUUGGCGCGAUUACGGUUGCGGAUCUCGACUCGGAUGGUGUUUCGCAAUGCGAUCAGAGCUGUUACCGAUUCUACGACAAUGGUGCCGGCUCAUGGUCCGACACCAGUUCGUGCAAGGGCGAGCCGUUCGAUAUUUCCUUGUGGCCGAAGCAAGGUCUCGAAGGCGGCUUUGGCUACGACUGGGGUCAGGAGGUAAAUCUGGAGAAUAUGCUACAGACUAUCGAUGAGGAACAACUUGUCAUCGUGGCCCACGAAAUCGGCCACGGUUUCGGACUUCCUGACUUUUACGAGGAAGCGGAUAAGCCCAAUGACUACGACGGCUGGAUGCUGCGUCGUGUCCUCGAGCACUUGAAGCCUCGCUAUAACUUUUAA